AUGAGGCAUUCGCAGCUGCUCCUAUCGCUCCUCCUCGUCGCCAGUCUUGUCGCCGCGGCAACCGCGCUCCGCCACGCCUCCCUUCCUCUCGACGAUUCCUCUGCAUCAUCCGUCCCCUCGUCUCUCGCGAACGGUGCGGAUCGAUCCGCAUCUGUCGCGGUCGCCCGUCGCUUGCUCGGUCUGUCUGUUGACGACGUUGACGAUGACGGUGCGACGCGGGGACUCUCCGUCACGGUCCUGUCGCCGCAUUUGACGGCGGUGAAUGCGGAGGAAGGGGGAGAAAUGGCGGAAAGGAUCAUUGGUGCCCGCAGGGGUUUGCAGGAGGACGAGGAGACGGGGGAAUUGACCAGCACCAGCAGCAGUAAGCUGAGCAAGAAGAAGAAGAAGAAGCUGAAAAAGAAGAAGAAGAAGGUGAAGACCGCUUUGAAGGUAAAGAAGUCUGUUCUUAGCGAGGAUGCGGACGAGGAAAGCGCGGCGGUAGCGGCGGAAGCGGAGGGAGCGGAAGGAGCUGUUGCGAAGGAGGGGGCGCAGGGGGAGGACGAGGCGGGAGUGGGAAGUGUUAAGACGAGGAAGAAGAGCGAUGAGAUGAUACAGAUGGCGGUAGGGGGCCGCGAGGACGCAGAGGAGAGCGAGCUUAGCGCGGGGAAGACGGCGAGGGAGAGCGAGGAAGAUGAUUCCGCUGCCGCUGCUGCUGGUGCUGCUGAUUCCGAUGGUGCUGCUGAUAGUGAUGGUGGCGAUGACGAGGGUACUGUGCGAAAGGCGAAGAAGAAGAAAACGAAGAGCAAGUUAAGCAAGAAGAGUAAGACGAGUACGGCGGAUGAUGAAGCGGAGCAAGAGGGGGAAGAGGGACUGGUGAGGAAGGCAGGGAAGGCUAGCGGUGCGGCGGACGAAGAGGACGCUUCUGCUGCUGCUGCUGCUGCUGGCGCUGAUGAUGCUGACGCUGCUGCUGGUGAUGCUGAUGCUGUUGAUGAUGCCGAUGGUGUGGGCUUUGGCGUGAAGAAGAGCUCCAAGAGCAAGAAGAAGAAGAGCAAGACAAAGAAGAAGAAGAAGAAGACGACGAGCAAGCUGGCGCCAGACGACGACGACGAGGGGGCACGCGAGGGGACGGGCGGCGAUGGUGCCGAGGAGGUGGCGAAGGGAGCUGGUGAGGAGGAAGGAGAGGAGGAGGGGGCGGGGGCGGUGGGUGUGGGGAGUAAGGUGGCGAAGAAGAGAGCGUCUGGUGUUGCUGACGGGGAUGAGGAAGGGGAAACUGGUGCGGGCGCAGAGGAGGCUGAGGUGGGGAAGAAGCGAAAGAGCGGCAGCAGCAAGAGCAGCAGAGCGAGCGCAGAGGAGCCGGGCGCAGAGGAGGAUGCGGAGGCGGCGGCAGCAGGCGAGGCAGCCGCGGAGAAGGACGACACUGAGGGCGCGGCAACGGGAGGCGCCAUGGCGAAAGCAGCAGCGGCAGCGGACGCGGAGGAGGGAGGCGAUGCACCCGCCAAGGAGUCUCUCUCGGCGGAGGAGGAGGAAGGGGGAUCGGGGGAGGCGGGGGAGGCGGGGGAAGGGGACGGGGAGGCAGGCGGGUCCAAACGGCGGUCAUCCGCGGAGGAGAAGGUGGAGGCGGCAGCGGAAGCGGCGGAGACGGCGGCAGCAGAGGCGGCGGGCGCGGGGGACGUGGCAACGGUGGAGGCAGCGCAGGAGGACAGCGGGAACAGCGGGGUCGCAGACGAGAUCGUGCUCGCGCCUGCCACUGACAUCAACACACAGAGCGGGAGUGGGAGCGGGGCGGGGAGUGCGACGGGCGCAGGGGAGGCGGAUGUGGGGGUGGUGGAUGAGUCAGUGGUGCUGGGAAAGGAGGGCGAGGCGGCGGCAGCAGCGGCGGACGAGGGCGCGGCGGAGGUGAGCGUGGGCGAGCAGCUGGAGCUGGAGGCGGCGGCGCUGGAGGAGGAGGAGUCGCUCGUCAACUUCAUGACCAACCUGCACGGCGUGCCCCACCGCAUCACCCCCACGCUGCAAGGCCUCCGGGACAAGGCGGCGAAGCACAUGGCGCCGACCAUCAGUCGCCUGGCGCAGAAGGGCCAUGCAGCCUUCAUCCACACGUCCGCCACUCUCCGUUCGCACAUCACGCCCUACGUGGGCGAGUCGUACUCGCCUCUACUCGCCUCGGCGCUCUCCUUCUCGCUGCUGCUCAUCCCCCUCGCGCUCAUCCUCUACCUGCUCAACAAGGCGCGCGUGAUUCUCACCGUGCCCAAGCUGCUGCUGCUCGCCAACCUGUACCUCACGCUCUACUGCUUCACGCUGCUCGUGGCGUGUGUCGUGGUGGGCGGGGAGCCCAUGGCGAGUCUCAGAGCGGUUGCCGAGCCGAAUUUCUAUGUGCUGCAGCUGGUGCAGUUUGCAGGGUUCAUGCUGUACCUGGGGCUGCAGGUGAGGAGGCGGAAGGAGAGUUAUUGGGCAUUUCACUCCCCCUCAACUCACCGCAUUCGUCAUCCCCAUCGUCGUCUCCCUUUUUUCCUCCCCUCCAACUCCACGCCCCUCCUCCUGCCCGCCCGCCACCCCUUCCGUUUCCCUUUCCCUCGCCAGUUCUGGUCCCUAGGCAGCGCUCUCCGGAGCAACUCGCGGCAGCGGGACCUGGGGGCGGUGGCACGGGCGCUCAUCCAGUGCACGGCCACAGUUGGCAUCGGGCUGCACUACUACCUGGCGGUGUUUGAGCGCGCCAUGCUGGACGAGGCCCUGCGCAUGAGCGCGUGGGCGUACCUGGUGUAUGCGCUCGUGUUUGCGCUGCUCACUCUGCUCACCAGAACGAAGCAGAUGCGCGAGGAGAUUGGGAAGAACACGUGA
This is a messenger RNA of Closterium sp. Naga37s-1, 2814 nucleotides long. The record is from the annotation of a GenBank genome assembly. NCBI's taxonomy places the organism in Eukaryota, Viridiplantae, Streptophyta, Zygnematophyceae, Desmidiales, Closteriaceae.